UACCGCUGGUAAUUCGCGUGCUCACAUCGGAUAGUAAACAACAGAAAGAACUAAAACUCACCUCAAAAACACGGUUUUUCUCCAAAAAUAACCACCUUUCAAGGAAAUAAAACCAGCCUAUUUAAUAAGUACAUGUUGCCCGAGCUACCAUAGGUUUCAUAGAUCAUGAACUCACUUCUAAGGCUAGUAAAUCGCCGAGCUUCACGUAGCCAGGUUUCUCUUUCUGUUAUUUGUGGACAAAAACGGAGAUUUGUGACUGAAAAUAAGGAAGAAUUAAAGAAAACAGUCCUCCACGACUUCCAUCUUGAACAUGGUGGAAAGAUGGUCCCGUUUUGUGGUUGGUCAAUGCCUGUGCAAUAUAAAGAUGGCGUGCUUCAAUCUCACCUCCAUGCUCGUGAGCAUGCUGUUAUCUUUGAUGUAUCUCACAUGCUUCAGUUCAAGGUUCAUGGUCAAGACAGAGUCAAGUUCUUAGAGAGCCUAGUGGUAGCUGAUAUACAAGGCCUCGCUGAAAAUACUGGGACUUUGUCGUUAUUUACUAAUGAUCAUGGAGGGAUAAAAGACGAUUUGAUUAUAAACAAGAUGGCUAAUGAAUUGUACGUGGUGUCAAAUGCGGGAUGUGCUGAUAAAAUAAAAGCACACUUACAUGAUAGAAUUAAUGCUGUAGGUAAAGAUCAAGAUGUUGCUGUUGAAAUAUUAGAAGACAAAGCCCUAGUAGCCCUGCAAGGGCCCAAGGCAGUAAGUGUGCUUCAAAGUGGAGUGGAUGGUGACCUAUCACAGCUCACCUUUAUGAAUGGAGCYACGACCAGUGUGUUUGGAAUAAAGGGUGUGCGCAUUACAAGAUGUGGGUACACAGGAGAGGAUGGAUUUGAGUUAUCAGUAGACAGGGAACAUGCAAUAGACCUCACCAAUGCUCUCUUGGGCCAUCAAGAAGCUGAAGUCAAACUAGCAGGUCUUGGAGCAAGAGAUAGUUUGCGACUAGAAGCAGGUCUUUGCUUGUACGGUAAUGAUAUUGAUGAGGAUACUACACCUGUUGAAGGAGUGCUUGUAUGGACAAUAGGGAAACGUAGAAGAGCAGAAAGGAAUUUCCCUGGUGCUGACAUCAUUCUGCAGCAGAUCAAAGACAAACCAAAAUGCAGAAGGAUUGGUCUUAUAUCGACAGGUCCACCAGCAAGAGCUGGGACAAAAGUGCUCGAUGAAGAUGGCAAUGAAGUUGGUCAUGUGACAAGUGGUUGUCCUUCUCCAAGCUUAAAGCAAAAUAUAGCCAUGGCUUACAUAGACACUCCGAAGUCUAAAAUAGGAACACCACUACAACUAGCASUAUACAAGAAAAAGAUACCUACCACAGUUGUUAAAAUGCCAUUUGUGCCAACAAAGUACUAUUUUGGAAAGUAGUUUCUCGCUAUCAAUAAUAUGAAAAAUAAUGUUAUCAAAUAAUAUUAUUAUUUUUAUAUUACAAAAUUCAAUGAUACUAACAAAGCAUGCAUUUCAGAGUUAUCUUCACCCCAUCAUCAAGUGUAAAAUAGCUAGAGUUCAAUGUUGCAAUAUAAAGACCACUAGAUUGAAAUUUACAUCCAUAAUUUUGCCCUCAUGAUGUCUGACUGUACAUUCAGUGAUGGUUGUGGCUUUUGAAUGAAUAACAUUUCAUAUAACAAACAAUCAGUUAUCGAACUUCGUUUUGCACUUCUUAAUGAAAAAUUCUUCAUUUCAAAGUUUUUUUUAUGCUGUAGAGUGAUUUUACUUGGCCCAUGAAACAAAGUCAUAUAAUUAGCGACUGACAGUCAAAGUAAAACAAAAGAAGGCAAUGGAAUUAGUGUCUACUACUAUAUAUUACCUUGAUUAUUCUUUCACUGCAAAGUAAAAUCACUCUACCCUGGGAUCCAGAGGUUAUUUAAUAAUUUUUCACUCUGCCGUUUACUGUUUAGACAGAAAACACAGGAAGCGAAUUAGAACUGGCUCUGGAGCCCAGGGUAAAAUCGCUCUAACAGAGCAUAAAAUCCACAAACAAUUUAAAGGGACUUUUACUUGGUUUAUGCCUCUUUUACAAAAAUUAUGUUUCCCUUUCUCUUCAGUCCUUUUCUCUUUUUCCUCUUUCUUCAUUUCCUUUUAUUCCUAUUUUUACUAUUUUCUACCUCUUUACAUUUCAAUUCCUUUGAAACAAGCACAGAGAAAAUGGUUUUAAAUAUUAAAAUUUCAGUUCUUGCUAUACAUUUUAUAAUACUGCACACUGUGGUUUUCAAUAUUCUGAGAACUUGCUUCCUGUGAUGUGCACGCUCAAAUGUUUUAUUUUGCUGGUGACAUUCAAUAUUGAAAGCUGCAGUAAUAAUAUUUGACAUAAUUAAAUUCCAUUCAUGUUCA
Messenger RNA from Actinia tenebrosa (Australian red waratah sea anemone), 2355 nucleotides. RefSeq names its product aminomethyltransferase, mitochondrial. Gene Ontology annotation, molecular function: aminomethyltransferase activity; protein binding. Gene Ontology annotation, cellular component: mitochondrion; glycine cleavage complex. Gene Ontology annotation, biological process: glycine catabolic process. The record is from RefSeq and is a predicted model, not a curated record. Lineage: Eukaryota; Metazoa; Cnidaria; Anthozoa; Actiniaria; Actiniidae.